Dufourea novaeangliae is the source of this 842-nucleotide messenger RNA. RefSeq lists its product as uncharacterized. Lineage: Eukaryota; Metazoa; Arthropoda; Insecta; Hymenoptera; Halictidae. The record is from RefSeq and is a predicted model, not a curated record. The transcript has 7 exons. The coding region runs from base 39 to 842 and encodes 267 amino acids.
GUGCUCUCAUCGUCAGAGGAAGACACCGGGACCGAGAGAUGCCGCAGGAAAUCCCGGCGACGACGUAUGUACCGGAAGUCGAGGAGGACGCGCGAAAGGAACGGGAACGUCGGACCGUUCAGGACGGGACCGCGCUGUGGAAACGACGAAAGGAGGAGCUGCAACGUCAGAAACACCGCGAACAGCGUGAACUCCAGCAAAUCUUGGAGAAUUAUUCGCCUUGGGGUAAGCCCGGAGGCGGCGCGCCUUGCGCGGCAACCCUCAGAAAGAAAAACGUGCCUCUGGAACCACCGGAGCCGCCCAAGUGUCAGAAUUUCGGUCAGGGCUGGACGAGCAACUCGACGAUCGAAAGAUUCCAUCGGAGGACCAUCAAUCCCAUGGCCGUUACGGAUAUGAACAGGUUCUUCGACGACAAGGCGGAGCCAGGUAUUGCAACGGACAUGCAGCUGGUGCAGGAUUCCGGGCAUCGGUACAACGAGGAAAUUCAGGUGUACGAGCUGACCGGGGGUGUGGAAUUGGUGCCGCUUUUGACCAGCAGACGUUAUUACUCCCAGCCACAAAGCACUCGUUACGUCGCGACCGAUGCUACGCGUCCUGGAUACACGAUAGACUCAUUACGAGCCCUGGGAGUCGGGAAUCGCGAGUACAUCACGGAGCUCGUCGAGCAAAUGCGAUGGAAACGGGAUCACGCAUUGGAGGAACGACGGAUGGAGCAGGAGAGCUGUCGCAGGCACUUCGAUACAUGGACGCGACUCUGGGGUCGUCCAGGCCACGGCGCACCCAUAGAUCAUGCCCAUCGUAACAAUCUAUACAACAUUCUCCACCGUCCAGCGAUCUAUUGA